AUGGCAUCACCGAUAGCUCCACACCCGGCAGCGGACUGGAAGCCCCUGCGCAUCGGUGCUGAUCAACACAGCCGUCUCGACCGGCCCAACGCCGCUCGCCAUCGUCUCUCAAUCGACACGGCCAAAGCCUCGAAAAACACAGAUGACCCGCGCAUUCCGUCGUCUGCCGUUCCUUCUCCUGCCGUCAAUCGCCUACCAUUGGCGACUGCCUCUGAUGUGGUGGUGAGCACUGCCUCGCGCGCACUGCACCCUCCCCCAUCGAACCAAGGCCAUCGCCGCAGUGCCCUCUCUCACGACUCCAUCCCUCGCCAGACCGUCAUCAAGGCACUUGCUUCCGUUGGCCGGACCAACAAGCCGGAGGAUCUCACGCUCGGCAACAUGCUCGCCUCGCAAGCCGGCGUUGCCGGCACACCCGGUUCGGCCGCCUCGUCGCAACGGCUGGCGGACAAGCUCAAUGACUUGGCCAGGAAGCAGUCCACACCACUGACGGCCUUGGCUGCCGUGCAGUCGCCCUGCUUCUACCACCAGAGAUUUGACGACGCUGUCGAUAUCGCAAAAGUUCUGGAAGAGAUCAAGAAUGAUGAGUCCAUGUCGCAUUCCCGCCUGGUCCAGACUGCCACUGGAGUCCGCGAAGUCUCCAAACUACUCCAACGGCGACCUAUUAGACGUGCGGUUCGAAAUGUCAUGAUCGUCACCAAGGCCCGCGACAAUCAGCUGGUUUACCUCACUCGCGAACUUGCCCUCUGGCUUUUACGGACUCCACGCUACGGGUGUAACCUUGGAGUCAACGUAUAUGUCGACGCCAAGCUACGCAGCUCGAACCGUUUCAACGCACCUUCAAUUCUCUCCGAAAAUGCCCAGUUCGAGCAGAUGCUCAGGUACUGGACACCUGACUUGUGCUGGACCGAGCCGGAGAAGUUUGACUUGGUCCUGACCUUGGGGGGCGAUGGAACGGUGCUCUUCACCUCCUGGCUCUUCCAGCGUAUCGUGCCUCCCGUGCUCUCCUUCAGCCUUGGAAGCCUCGGGUUCAUGACAACAUUUGACUUCGACAAGUACGUGGACCACCUCAACCGCGUCAUGGGUGACGACGGCAUGAAGAUCAAUCUGCGGAUGCGAUUCACCUGCACCGUGUGGCGCCACGACGCUCGCAGCCAUCGAUUGGACGAAGGGGAACAGUUCGAGGUCCUGAACGAGCUCGUCAUCGAUCGAGGGCCAUCUCCAUACGUCUCCAACCUUGAGCUGUACGGCGACGAUGAGCUCCUCACCGUCGUGCAGGCCGAUGGCUGUAUUUUCUCCACACCCACCGGUUCGACCGCCUACUCGCUCUCUGCGGGGGGCUCUCUGGUCCAUCCCGAUAUUCCAGCUAUCCUCCUCACGCCCAUCUGUCCGCACACUCUAUCCUUCCGGCCAAUGAUUUUGUCAGACACAAUGGCCUUGCGCGUCGCCGUCCCUCGAAAUUCCCGAGCCACCGCCUACUGCGCUUUUGACGGCAAAGGCCGCAUCGAACUCCGCCAAGGUGAUCACGUCACGAUAACCGCUUCACAGUAUCCCUUCCCCACCGUUACCCGCACGGAUACCGAAUGGUUUGAGAGUGUCAGCCGGACCUUGCGAUGGAACGUCCGGGCGGCGACGCAGAAGCCCUUCGACUCCAGCUCCGUUGCCGACGUGCCAUCGCACGCUCAAGGCGAAGACAGUUGCUGGGAUAUUGAUGCUGACAGCGCCUGCUACCCCAGUGAGGAGGGUAGUGUGAGUGCUAGUCCGGUUAGACGGCAGAUGAGCAUGUUGGGGGUAUGA
Drechmeria coniospora is the source of this 1794-nucleotide messenger RNA. RefSeq names its product NAD kinase associated with ferric reductase. NCBI's taxonomy places the organism in Eukaryota, Fungi, Ascomycota, Sordariomycetes, Hypocreales, Ophiocordycipitaceae. Bases 1 to 1794 code for a protein of 597 amino acids. The transcript has a single exon. The record is from RefSeq and is a predicted model, not a curated record. Gene Ontology annotation, molecular function: NAD+ kinase activity. Gene Ontology annotation, biological process: NADP+ biosynthetic process; NAD+ metabolic process.